Molecule: messenger RNA, 4761 nt
Organism: Lepisosteus oculatus (spotted gar)
Lineage: Eukaryota; Metazoa; Chordata; Actinopteri; Semionotiformes; Lepisosteidae
Product: RNA exonuclease 1 homolog
Cellular component (GO): nucleus
Molecular function (GO): exonuclease activity; nucleic acid binding
Source: RefSeq, a predicted model, not a curated record
UCCGACCUCGGGGGGGAAAGUGAACGUAAUUGGGAGGUUGUAGGUUAUAAAAUCGGUCUUUGGAAAGUUUCCCCCCCCCUCACCCCACAUUUCUCUAGUUAACUCUAAACUGAUAGCCUGGCCUAUGUUAGCCGUUGAUGCUGCCGUCAAGAGGGUAUUUCGAAAAGAUAGACUGUCCAGUUUUCAGAUACGGCUUCUGCGAGCGGCCGUUCUGCCAGUACCGACAUGACAAAGGGAGCGACAAAAAGCUGGCGCCCGUGUCACUGCCACCAAGAGCGCCGGGAACUGGAAGAGAUCACAUAACCCAGUACAAGGCUUGUGGUGGAAGUGUGAGUAAGCCAGCAGCACUAUCUGAAAAGGAUCACAGCCUUUUGGAGCUCGAAAGGAUCAACAAAGCAAUUGAAACUGUCAAAUGUGAGGUUGAAAAAGAGCAGAAGAAACUGUCGCACUACAAAACCCUUAAAGGGAAGGCGGGCGUGGCUGGUUCCUGUCCUAAACCAGUCACUGUGCUGCGGCCUUGUGAAGAGAGCCCCAUGGACGACCAUGGCAAAAGUAGACGAACAAGUUCUAGUCAUUCACAGGCCUUGAGUUCUACAUGUUCUGCCAGUAGCAAGUAUGUGAUUGAUAAAUCCAAGCCAAGAACGGAUUUAGAAUAUGACCCUUUGUCCAACUAUUCCGCAUAUUUGGGGAACCACAAACAGUACCAUUUUGAAGAAGAGAGAAGGGGAAACAAAAGGAUGCGAGAGGAUACUUUUGAAGACAAGGCUGAAGUGUUAAAUACAGAGCUGGAGUCGCAAGAGUCUGAUGAUGAUGGUGUCCUCGUCAUUGAUAUCCCACCUCUGGAGGCCGAUGAAAAAAAGCCCAGAUCCUCAAAAAAGAGUAAGGUAACUGAAAAUGAAAAAUUAAUACUAGCUUCUGAAGAUGCUCAGGUACCAGAAGAAGCCCCAUAUAAAGAUGCCUUAGGUCCAGUUGUAGAGUGUGAGACAAGUAUAUCUACUAUAGCAGAAAUCUCACAAAUCUGUGAUGGCCAAGCUUCUUUACAGGCUGGCGGUGUAGACCUAAGGAGUGAAGGUGAGAUCUUGCACAUCAGAGCCGCAAGUAAGUCCUUGUGUUCAGGAAAAAAUGAAAUGCGAUAUGUCAAGUCCUGCUUGAAUGAAGAUGAACCUCUUCAAACACCAGGAUAUGCGUGUGCCUUAGUUGGGUCUCUUUGGAAUCUCGCUCCCCAAAAGGAACAUGAUAACUUGUCCAUUGAAGCCAAGAUAAGUCAAGAAAAGGCUGAAUUGGACUCGGCGAAGAAGAGCACGGAGCAAGAAAGGAGCAAGCAACGAGAGAGUGUAGACAGUCAUCUACCGUUGCCAUCCUCGGUUAUACAAAAGUUAAUGCAGCCACUGAAGUCGCAGGCCCCUGCUGGAAUCAACUCUGUCACAGAAACUAAAUGUGAAGUUCAGGACAAACCUCAACAGUUCAACACCAUGCCAAAUACAUGUCACACUCGCCUGCAGCCAACGUCGGGCGUGUCAUUAGGCCAGAGAAUGCAACAGCUGGACAAUCCAGUGUCGGCUAGCCUUUGUCUCGAUGAAAGUGGCCAGCAAAAGAAGCCCAAACAGGCAGCCUUCGCUGGCGAUUUGGCUGAUCUCGAGUUUCAGCGAAAGCUGGCUGCAGUUUGUGCUCCAGAGCCUUCAGCCAGUGAAGUGGAGUGCGGCUUGUCCAAUGCAACUCCCACACCCGUGGAAACAACAACCUGCCAGAAUUCCCCAGUCGAUCUGGCUUCCGAUUAUUCAGAUCUAGAUGUGGAUUUAUCAGAUAGUGACCCGAUGGAGGAGUGUUACCGCAUAUUUAUGGAAGACAAUGAAUCCAAACUAGAAGAUCCAUCAAGUGGAAGCACACCUGUGGAGGUCGCCGAUGAAGGUAAAACCGAACUGGAGAAGAAACCUGACCUGAUUCCUGGCCAGAAGCGGAGGGUUGCACAUGUGUCCAAAUAUAAUGAGGCAGCAUCAACUGUGACAAACAAAAUCAGACAGCAAAAGAUUGUUAUUCCAUUCAGAGAGGCACCAUCCCAGCUGGCCAAUCCAACCAGAAUCCAGCUUUUACAGCAGCAGGCCUCCGUGUUGACGGCAGCUGUCAAAGGGGGGCAGGCUUUCGUUGCCGCGACUACAGGGCAAAAGAAACCCGUUACGGUGGUCCCCUCUGCACCUCUGCCUACUCAUGUGCAAACCGCACAUCUAAAUGUCAUACCAAUUGGCAUGGCAGUACCUUGGACCACAAAUGUGCACUUUAUCAUCCCUGAAGGAAACAUAAACCUACCAGUCACUCAAGUUCCAGCCCCCCAGCGUGCUGCGUCAUACACCCCUGCUAAGGCAAUUUCCACCAAACGGAAACCAAAGAUGCCUGCUGAGGCCAGUUCAAAAGUACCACAUGAUGUCCGGCAGCGUUAUGUCAACCAGUUCCUGGAGGAGUUUCUGAAAACGUCCUUCACGGUCAACGAGGCAUUUGAGAAGGCGCUGGCUGAAGAAAAGGCAGUGUUUGACCGUAGCGCCAACAAGCUGAAGUACCUCAGUAUAGCUGUGAACUCCCUCAAGAGGCUGAAGAACCAGAGUCACCUUCCUAUAAAAAGUACAGACGCCUGUGCCCCAGGAUCAAGAGGCAACACGGUUGUUAGCCCUGGACUGCUGCAGACAAAUGAUGCAGCAUUAUAUGAGCAACUGAAGGAGCACGUUAUGUCUGAAGAGAUGUUGAGAGAGAAUGGCUACCCUUUUCAGCACCCAAGUAAGCCUGGUGCUGCUAUACUGUAUGGUCAGAGCACCAAGAGAGGCAGCACUGACCCUUUAAAGAGAAUCUGCUGUCGGUGUGGGGCCUCUUAUUCUGUGAGCCUCUCUGGGAAACAUAUUCGAAAGGAAGAGUGUAACUACCACUCUGGAAAAGUCCUGAAGAAAAAGAUUCCUGGUGGCAUGGAUACCCGAUACAGCUGCUGUGAAGGAGCAAUAGGGACUCCUGGAUGCCAGGUUUUUAAACUUCAUGUACAUGAUGGUCUAAAGGAUGACCUCGAGUGCUUUGUAAAGACUUUUUCCAAGCCUGUUUCUUCUGGUGGAAACCCUGGUGUGUUUGCAGCGGACUGCGAGAUGUGCUAUACAACCCAAGGCCUGGAACUAGCCAGGGUUACAGUGGUAAAUUCCAGUCUGCAGGUUGUCUAUGACACUUUUGUUCAACCGGACAAUGAAGUCAUUGACUACAAUACCAGGUUUUCAGGAGUGACUGAAGCUGACUUGAAGACCACCAACACCUCAAUCCGUGAUGUCCAAGCAGUGCUGCUGAACCUUUUCAGUGCAGAAACCAUAUUAAUCGGGCACAACUUUGAUUAUGACCUUUGUGCCCUAAAGCUCCUUCACAGCACUGUUGUUGAUACUGCCAUGGUAUUUCCCCAUCGCCUGGGUUUGCCACACAAGAGAUCACUUAGAAGCCUAACUGCAGACUACCUUAGAAGAAUAAUACAGGAAAGUGUUGAUGGUCACGACUCCAGUGAAGAUGCUACCGCAUGUAUGGAAUUGAUGUUGUGGCAAGUAAAGGAAGAUGCAAAAGUGAAAAGAUGGUGAUCACUGUGUAAAAUAAUGCUUCUGUAUGGCAUUACUGUACAGUAGGAGUAUUUUUGUCUGUAUUUUGUGUUGUUGUUGAUGCUUCCAGGAGUUUAUCUGCUGUUUAAUGAUCUUCUAAAGAAACGAGAGAUCACGCAACACGCCGUUUACACAUGUACUGUACCUGCUGUUAAGCAUCUUUUGGGAAAUUGUUUCCAUUCCAUUUUGUUUUUGUCAGUUUACUGUCCCUCCAGAAGGGUGAUUAAGUAUUGCUUGGGAACAUGCCUGUCUGAUUUUUUUUUUUUGUUGUUCUGAAGUGGGAAUUCCUAACUCUGGUCUUCAGGAUCUAGAAUCUGGCAUCUAGCAUUCUAAAAUCCGAUUUCUUCUAAAGUUCUAAGCCUCUCUGUCUAGGAGAAGUUUUAAAAAGAUGUGCUUAAAGUUUAACUGGCCAAAAUUAUGCUGCCUUCAUACCAUUCAGCUACUACCCAUAGACGGAUAUGGAAAACCUGCUGGAUUUUGGACAUUGGGUCCACAGUUAGGAACACUUAUUCAAAAUGAAAAUGUAGCUUAAUCAUGUUAUAGAAAAGGCACCACUGGAUAAAAUGUUUUGCUUAGGGCACAGGGCAGCUGCAGCAGAAAUUUCCUUGAACACAUUUCAGCUGUUAAGUGAAACAAGUAAAUGCACACUUAAAAACUGGUGUUGUGUGUUGUUUAAUCGAGCCCUAAAGGGAGCUUAUUGAAGAGAUGUCCUCCAUUUCUCGCUAAGACAUCGCACUUCAGUACUUACUGCCGAUUCCUCCUCCCACUUCAGUGAGCAAAAGGUAAAGGGCUGUAAUUUAAUAACUAAAACUUCUGUACAGCAUUCACAAAGCAAAAAACAUAUAUACAGUAUGAUCAUAUUGAUAAGGGGUAGCUACACUAAUGGUCUGUAUUGAGACUUUAAGACCUAGAACGAUUUAACUAUAAUCACUUAAACGGAAAACUAUUUUUCAAAACAAUGAGCUACUGUAGGAGGAAGCUAAUGUCCCUCCUACUCAUAUGGACCUGAGUUCCCUUAAUUGGAAAAAAAAAUUAUUGAAACAAUGUGGUAUUUCUAAUCGUUGGAGGAAAAAAUGGGCAAUUCAUUGUGACCCAGUAACACUACCUCACUUGAAUUGCACUCAGUGAGGUGUAUGAACUGAGCUAUGACUAA